Molecule: messenger RNA, 4393 nt
Organism: Pan troglodytes (chimpanzee)
Lineage: Eukaryota; Metazoa; Chordata; Mammalia; Primates; Hominidae
Gene: DNAAF11
Product: dynein axonemal assembly factor 11
Exons: 11
Coding region: 125-1432 (435 amino acids)
Biological process (GO): outer dynein arm assembly
Cellular component (GO): cytoplasm
Molecular function (GO): protein binding
Source: RefSeq, a predicted model, not a curated record
AGAGUCCCCGUUGCCAUGGCUCCUGAAUUCCGACGGGGACGCGCUGAGGAGCAGGGGUGAAGGGUGAAAAGCGUCAUUCGAGGUCCGGGUCCGGCUUGCGGGGUCAGCGAACUGGAGAGGCGCCAUGGGCUGGAUCACAGAAGAUCUUAUUAGACGGAAUGCUGAACACAACGACUGUGUCAUUUUUUCCCUGGAGGAACUCUCGUUGCAUCAGCAAGAAAUAGAAAGACUAGAACACAUUGAUAAAUGGUGCCGGGAUUUAAAAAUUCUCUAUCUUCAAAAUAAUCUUAUUGGGAAAAUUGAAAAUGUUAGCAAACUCAAGAAACUUGAAUAUUUGAAUUUAGCUUUAAACAACAUUGAAAAAAUAGAAAACUUGGAAGGAUGUGAAGAGCUGGCAAAACUUGACUUGACUGUAAAUUUCAUUGGAGAGCUGAGCAGCAUUAAAACCUUGCAGCACAAUAUCCAUCUGAAGGAGCUCUUUCUCAUGGGGAACCCAUGUGCUUCCUUUGACCACUAUAGGGAGUUCGUGGUAGCAACUCUUCCACAAUUAAAGUGGUUGGAUGGUAAAGAAAUAGAGCCUUCAGAAAGGAUUAAGGCAUUGCAGGACUAUUCAGUAAUUGAACCACAAAUCAGAGAGCAGGAAAAAGAUCACUGUCUUAAACGAGCCAAACUCAAGGAAGAGGCUCAGAGGAAACACCAAGAAGAGGAUAAAAAUGAAGACAAGAGAAGUAACGCAGGCUUUGAUGGACGUUGGUACACAGACAUCAAUGCUACUCUUUCCUCUUUAGAGAGCAAAGACCACCUACAGGCACCAGACAUAGAGGAACACAACACAAAGAAAUUAGACAACAGUGAAGAUGACUUGGAAUUCUGGAAUAAGCCCUGUUUGUUUACUCCUGAAUCAAGAUUGGAAACUCUUAGACACAUGGAAAAACAACGGAAAAAUCAGGAAAAAUUAAGUGAAAAAAAGAAGAAAGUGAAACCACCCAGGACUUUGAUCGCUGAAGAUGGGAAAGCCCUAAAUGUGAAUGAGCCCAAAAUUGACUUCUCUUUGAAAGAUAAUGAAAAGCAGAUCAUCCUGGACCUUGCUGUCUAUAGGUAUAUGGAUACCUCUUUAAUCGAUGUUGAUGUGCAACCAACUUACGUGCGAGUAAUGAUCAAAGGAAAGCCAUUUCAGCUUGUCCUUCCUGCAGAAGUGAAACCCGAUAGCAGUUCUGCUAAAAGAUCUCAGACAACGGGUCAUUUGGUCAUCUGCAUGCCCAAGGGUACCAACCAAUUGAUGAGAAAAGCUCUACUGUCACUGUUUAUGAGUCUUAAACAACUGCAGCAUUCUUUUCCCCUUUUCCUUUAUGUUUUUAAUCUGUCUAAAUUUUUCACAUCAAAAACACAUGAAAAUAAUAAUAAAUGGCUUAUUGAGGAAAGAGCAUUUUAGAAGUGCUUGAUUGGAGAUGAAAUAAUUUAUAUAUAUAUGGACUAGGAAUAGUUCUAUUUUCAUCAUUAAUAAAUUAUGAAUAAUAUUUUCCCUUGAGGGAUAUAUUUUUUAAGAUUUUCGACUACUAUGUUAAAGUAAUAUUGAUGUAUAAGUUCUUCGUUUUCUAUCAUUAUUCUUUUUAAAAGGUAGAUAGUAAAAACAAACUUUGGGGAAUAAUUUCUUGCUGAAAAUUUGUCGUCUUUUUCAUCCAUAAGUAGUUAUUUGCAAGGAUCUUAAAAACCACCAAAAGUUUAAAAAAUUCUAAUUUCAUUUAUACUUAAUAUUAAAAAUGUAUAUUUCUGAAAGUUAACAUCUUUCCAAUUAUUAUUGAUUGAAACAUUUUAAGUACCAAAGUUUAACCCAUGGAGCUAUUCUGUAUUAGUCUGGACUUAUGAACUUACUGUGGAAUUGUGUGAGUCUGACCUGCAUUAUAAUUACUGAGGGAAAUUCUUGGAGUUAUGAAACAUACUGUAAGAAUCAACAUUUGUCCAUCAUCAGACAAGUUGAUGAAGAAACUGUGAUAUGUGUGUGUGUGUGUGACCGUUUAAUAUGAUAAAAUAUCAUUUAGCCCUAAAGAGAGUGAGAUUUUGCCAUUUGCCACAACAUGGAUGAACCUGCAUAUUAUGCCAAGUGAAUUAAGCUAGACACAGAAAUAGAAAUAUUGCUUGAUGUCAUUUAUAUAUGGAAUAUUAAAAAUAAAUUCAAAUAUACAGAGAUAGAGAACAAAACAGUGGUUACUCAGCGUUUUUUCAUGAUGUCAAAUUAAUAUUUUACUCUUUUCUUACUCCUAAAUGAGGCUGGAUCUAUACACUCUGGGUAUUGACCAAUAUGCAAGUUUCAUCAGUUUGUCUCUUCCCUGUCAUGUGGGUCAUGGUUAUGUUUUGUGUUGCUGCCAUGUCAGUGGAUGUUCCCAGCUCAGCCCGUUGUUCCAAGAGGUUUCACUUUGUGCUAGCUCUGCAAUCCUAGGUGCUUCCCAACACUCACCACUGGGUCGAUGGCAUACUACAGAUUGCUGUAAUACACAAAUAUCACAGUCCCUAGUAUACAGCCACAUUUCCCAGAAAGUCAGUUGUCACUGUACUUCCUUUACCGUUUUAACAAGGGUCACUGUCUAGGCUAGAAGUGGCAAGUGAAGUAGUGGAAGAGGUGUACUCUGGCCAUCUCAUAAAGAUAGCAUCCAGCAACGGGGGAAUCAUAAAAAAUGGUACACCUGCAUAGAGCACUUACCAGGAAUGGAGGCUGCAGGACUGGAAGUUGCUCUGGGUGAGUCAGCAAGUGAGUGGUGAGUGAAUGGGAAGAUCCAGGAUGACUAUACACUACUGUGGCUUCAAAACACUGUACCCUUAGGCUACACUAAAUUUAUUUUUGAAGUGUUUCUUUCUACAACAAUAAACAACUGUAACAUUUUUACUUCAUAAGCUUUGUAGUUUUUUUCCUAAGUUUUGACUCUUAUAACACUUAGCUUAAAACCCAAAUACAUUAUACAGCUAUACAAAAAUAUUUCCUUUCUUUAUACUCAUAUUCUGUAUGCUUUUUUCCAUUUCUAAAAAUUUUUGGCCAGAUGCAAUGGCUCAUGCCUGUAAUCUCAGCGCUUUGGAAGGUUGGGGCAGGAGCCCAGGAGCUUGAGACCAGCCUGGGCAACAUAGUGAAGCCCAAUUUCUACAAAAAUAAAAAUAAAAAUUAGCCAGGAACUGUGGCUCAUGCCUCUAGUCCCAGCUACUCAGGAGGCUAAGGCAGAAGGAUGGCUUGAACCUGGGAGGUAGAGGCUACAUUGAGCCUAGGAGGUCCAGAGGCUACAUCGAGGCUGCAUUGAUUGUGCCACUGCACUCCAGCCUUGAUGACAGAGCAAGACCCUGUCUCGAAAAAUAAAAAUAGUUUAAUAUUUUAUUUGUUUACUUUUUAAAAUUUUUUGUUAAAGACUCAAACACACACAUUAGCCUAGGUCUACACAGGGUCAGGAUCAUCAGUAUCACUGUCUUCUGCCUCCACAUCUUGUCCCAUGGGAAGGUCUUCAGGGACAACAUUAUUUUUUUAAAUAUAAGUAGAGGGAGCACACUCUAAUAUAAUGAUAAAAAGUAUAGUACAAUUAAACAUAUAAACCAGUGACAUAGUCAUUUAUCAUCACUAUCAAGUAUUACGUACUGGACAUAAUUGUAUAUGCUAUACUUUUAUACGACUGGCAGUGCAGUAGGUUUGUUUAUGCCAGGAUCACCACAAACAUGCGAGUAAUUCAUUGUUCUACAACAUUAAGAUACUUACAGUGUCAGUAGGCAAUAGGAAUUUUUCAGAUCCAUUAUAAUCUAAUGGGACCACCAUUGUAUAUGACUGUAUAUGUAAAUCAGACCAAGUCACUCUUCCCAUUUUAUUCAGAGUGAGAAACCUUAGAAAAAUAUAACCAUUAAAAUAGAAAAACACUUUAGAGAAACAUUCUAGAAAAACACUUUGGGAAAACAAGUCAGAAAAACAUUUACCAGAUGGACAGUACCCCACCCGGGUGUGUCAACAGAUGGACAGGAGUCCGGGUCCGGGUGUGGUUAUCAGGGACACCAGAUGUCCAGGGUAGUGUCCCCUACAUUCCCAGAACCAAAGUAGAAAAACAUUUCCAGGAAAUACCCCUUCCCGCCUGUGAGCCCCAAGACCAACCAGUGUGGGACAGCUGGGUCAGGCCAUAAUUGAAAACCAAUCAGUUGCUUCCAAACCUCGCGCCUUGAACCUUUUCAAAUGUGUGAACCAAUCAACUUAUUGUACCCCACCCUGUUCUAAUUUGUAACCUCCCCCUGUGUGACUUUGUGGUUUUUUGCCUUUAUAAGCAGUGUGUAACAGCCGUUCGGGGUCUCUCGGCCUCUUGUGCUGGGGACCCUAGCGCACUAGCAAUAAAGGGUAUCUCUUUGCUGUGACCCCCGUGUCGAGUGGUCUCUCGCG